UUAGCUUUGAUGCUACCUUGAUAGCAGCGUUGCUUCCCUUUGUCAGAGGACUGACUUCCGUUUUUGUGUUUUCUCCAGGUUUCUGGAAAUCGCUGCUUAUUGAGACGCUACGAUUUCUGCCUCCUUGUUAAGCAGUAGUAAUUGUGCGUGGUUUUCGAGAGGUAGCUGGUAAAAGAUCCCCCACUUCAGCUUAAAUCGAGUUUGAGUUCAUUUUCUAUCAGCCUUUAAAAACUGUUUACCUUGCUAGCUGGCUCGAAUCAGCCAGCUGAGAAAUCACCUAGCAUGUUUCGGUUCUUGAGUGACGUUGAUGAAGAUCCCUAUAUGAUUUUACCUUCACCUAUGGAUCCGUUUGCAGCUCACAGGCAGCAGAUGAGGAGUCUGUUUGGACCAUUUGGGAUGGAGCCUUUCCCUCUUGCUCCUCAGAUGCAGCCACAUCGUGCAUCACGCAGACAGGCUGGCCCUCUGGCUCCUUUUGGCAUGAUGGGAAUGGGUGGAGGGUUCAUGGAUAUGUUUGGCAUGAUGGGAGAAAUGAUGGGAAACGUGGACAGAAUGUCUGGUUCACCAAACUGUCAGACGUUUUCCUCCUCAACAGUGAUCUCAUAUUCGUCAACAGACCCAGGGGCUCCUAAAGUUUAUCAGCAGACCAGUGAAACAAGGACAGGCCCAGGGGGGAUCCGUGAGACGCGGCAGUCGGUGAGGGACAGCGAGAGCGGCCUGGAGGGUCUUUCCAUUGGCCACCACAUUGGAGACCGUGCACACAUAAUGGCGCGUUCACGAAAUCGCCGCACUGGAGACUGUGAAGAACGGCAAGACUACAUUAACCUGGAUGAGAGUGAGGCUCCAGCAUUUGACGAGGAGUGGAGAAGAGAAGCAGGAAGAUACGCUCCCCCGAAUGCUCGUGGGUUGGACUACGGCCGCGAUCGGCGAGGAGGCGGCCAGCAGCUCGCUCUUACUGCUCCUCCCAGUUCAACGUCCCCACCAGGUCAUCGGCAUGAGUCCCCCAGACACCGUCAGCCCCACACCCGCCCACGUUACGACUGGUGAGAAGGUGUUCCGUAUAACAAUGCGACCAGAUUGAAGGAGUUGAGGAUUUCCCCGAUGCUGUGAACCACGAUGAGGACGGGAAGUUGAUGCCCGCCAUAAAUGUUUGAUAUGACUGGACUGUCUUUACAUGAACAACAUAUUAUACACACACACACACACACACACAAUGGUUAGAGUUUAAAUUCUUUACUCUUACACACACAGACACACUUACAAACGCCCCUGUGUAAACAUGGGUAUAACUACACUCACUUAAUGUAUAAAUAUAUAUAAACACUCAUUCUCUAAACUUGACAUGUGUCUUUGCCCACUGCACUAAAGUGCUACAGUAUACAGUACAUCUGCUGUACAAUCCAUUUUAUGUUUGUGAAGACACUCGUGUGUCGGUGAAUUGAAUUGUAUACUGAUAACUAAUUAAUGUAAUAAAUAAAAAGUUCAUUAAACAUUGUUAGAUAAUUGCAAAGUGUGCCUCUGUUUUGAUGUUUUGGGGUUGCAUGUCUUAAAUUAUGGAGUGUUGUUUAAAGAGUUUUCCGAUUCUGUAUUUUUCCUUUUGUUUUUUAAACCCUUGCUUAUUCAUAAAAUGUAUUGACAGCUAAA
Messenger RNA from Neolamprologus brichardi, 1641 nucleotides. RefSeq names its product myeloid leukemia factor 2 (gene mlf2). NCBI's taxonomy places the organism in Eukaryota, Metazoa, Chordata, Actinopteri, Cichliformes, Cichlidae. The record is from RefSeq and is a predicted model, not a curated record.